Anas platyrhynchos (mallard) is the source of this 1793-nucleotide messenger RNA. It is a transcript of the gene CPLX4, whose product is annotated as complexin 4. NCBI's taxonomy places the organism in Eukaryota, Metazoa, Chordata, Aves, Anseriformes, Anatidae. The record is from RefSeq and is a predicted model, not a curated record. Gene Ontology annotation, cellular component: terminal bouton; SNARE complex. Gene Ontology annotation, biological process: synaptic vesicle exocytosis; regulation of neurotransmitter secretion; neurotransmitter transport. Gene Ontology annotation, molecular function: syntaxin binding.
AUGGCCUUCCUAAUGAAAAGUAUGUUGAGCAACCAGGUAAAGAAUUUGGGACUUGGAGGCGGAGGGGAAGAAAACAAGGAAGAAAGCACUCCUUCUGACCCAGCAGCCGCUGCAGGAAUGACCAGAGAGGAGUAUGAGGAAUAUCAAAAGCAAGUGGUUGAGGAGAAGAUGGAAAGAGAUGCAGCCUUUGCACAGAAAAAGGCAGAGAGAGCCUGUCUGAGGGUUCAUCUGAGAGAAAAGUACAGACUCCCUAAGAGUGAAUUGGAUGAGAAUCAAAUACAGAUGGCUGGAGAUGAUGUGGGUUUGCCAGAAGACCUUCAGAAGAUGGUGGCAGAAGAUCAGGUGGAAGAAGAGGACAAGGACUCUAUCCUGGGACAGUUGCAGAAUAUUCAGAAUAUGGACAUGGAUGCGAUCAAAGAAAAGGCACAAGCCACCUUCACUGAAAUGAAACAGGCUGCUGAGCAGAAGUGUUCUGUGAUGUAGAAGAGGCACUGCUAUCCCAGGGCUGUGAAUUCAACCUUGUCUCACGGGAGUGGGGGGUGAGGGCAGGCAGAAGAAUGCACUUAGCUCUAUAGCAGUAAAUGUAAAUAUAAAAGAGAGGGAGAGAGACUUUAAAACCUCCAGGGGGUCAAAAAUUAAGUGCUGUGACUUGCUUAGUGCAAAGUUAGAAAUGAUCCUAAUUUUUUAACAUGACAUUUUUCCAUGGGAAAAAGAUGGCUUAAAAAAAAAAAAAAAGGGGGGGGGGGAAAGAUGUGCCUUUUUCCAUUUUUUCAAACUGAUCAAAAUGCUACUAAAUGUGUAUUUUGUAAUUAAAAUUGUGCUUCUGUUGCAUAACAUAUAGGUAAUCACUCAUUUAAUACUGCUUUCAGAAGGAAAUAUAUAUAUAUAUAUGUAAUAAAAUGUCUGUUUCAAACAUUUUGAAAGAAAACCAAUAUUCAAAUGUUGAUGUUUUUUGCAAAACUUUUUUUUUUUUUAAAAAAAAAAAAAGGUUUUGAACACCUCUGUACUACAUAUAAAAAAGCAUAAAAUGCUAUAGCUUGGGACAAUAAGGUCAUUGUACAUAGGAAUGAGUGGGACUUUGCAGGAAACCAAGGCUUGGUAAGCUAUCAGUGAACCACGAACAACAAGCAAUGCAGACUCUUCCAGGCUGCUCCAGUGUCGCAUCCUGCUGGUCUUCAAAUGCAGCUCAAAUCUAAGCUGUCAGCACUGCCCCUCUGCUUGGCUUCUGUGUGAGCCAAAUUCUGGGGCUUGAAUACCAGCAUGUAACUUGUAUAGUUCACUGCAUUUACUCUAGAAGUUAGCUCCAGGCAGAGGUAAACAUAAACCUGGCCUCCCUGGCAGACUAUGCCCAGGCAGUGCACCCAAACCAUGAGAAAAAGUGUGUCUUUCACUGGUGUUGAAUGACUGAGUCCGCAGGACAAGCCAGACCCAUUUCAACAGCCUUAGGUUCAGGACCAAGCAAAAUUUUUUUUAUUAUUUUUUUUUUUUUCCUGUGGAGAAGCUAAGCGGGUGCUGACCCGACAGCUCCCACUCCCCAGCAAGGGGGACUGAUACUGGGUAACAGCUAGAGCAGCCCAGCCCCACAUGAGCACCCAGCUGGCUGCCUGUGCCACUGGCCCAGAGACCCGAGCAACCUGGGCCAGCACAGGGCACCUCUCUGGCCCUGUGCUUAAGGCAGAUGUGAACAUCGAUCUGUCUCUGCACUUGCACGGCAAUGAGUUACCAUGCAUGCUAAUCCAUACAGGGGCCAUACUGCUCUAACACAUGGCUGAUGCAUACCAUGCUGCUCAUGA